Messenger RNA from Aphanomyces astaci, 1771 nucleotides. RefSeq lists its product as hypothetical. Bases 46 to 1704 code for a protein of 552 amino acids. The record is from RefSeq and is a predicted model, not a curated record. Gene Ontology annotation, biological process: transmembrane transport. Gene Ontology annotation, cellular component: membrane. Lineage: Eukaryota; Oomycota; Saprolegniomycetes; Saprolegniales; Verrucalvaceae. The transcript has a single exon.
CUUGCAACCAGCGCACAACGACACCCCAUCACGCAGCGUAUCGCCAUGGGCAAGGUUAAAGCCGCCGUAGCCCCCAUCAAAGGUCCCAGUUUCGUCCAAAGUGCCACAUCAGUCAGCCCCAUCGCCCCAGCGUCGGCAGGGCCAGAGGCUCCGAAAAACGGCUGCCAAAUCGUCGAUGUCAAGCAAGUGGUGGUGGACCCGAGCGACAAAGCCACAGCCAUCCACGUGUGGGCAUUGGGGGUCAUUUCGGUCAUUGGCGGCCAGUUCUACGGGUGGAACGAGUCGUUCAAAUUCGGGUUUUUGCCCUAUUUUAUAACGCAACUGCUCAUGGGGGUGGCGUACAUCAUUUACGUGUCGUGCAUUUCCGAAGUCGGCGGCAAGGUGCCGGGGGGGUCGUACGGGUUGGCGCGCGCGGUGCUGGGGUUUUACCCGGGCUACAUCCUCAGCUGCUUGGAAGUGCUCGAGUACACAUCGUACGCGUCCGUGGCGGUGCUGUACGUGACGGACUUUGUCACAACACACCUCAAGAUGAACAGUCAGUACCAACCGUUGGUAUGGCUGCUCUUCUACGCGAUAUGCAUCUCGUUCGUCGAGUCCCGCGGCAAGUACAUGUGGCGAUGCAUGCUCGUGCUGCUCGCGGCGAGCCUCCUACCCGGCAUUUUGUUUAUCUUUGGGUCGCUGCCGUACGUGGACUUUAAGAAGAACGCGGUGCUGCACAACUUUUACAACGACGAUACGACGUGGGCGACUGGCACGAUAUCGACGGCGUUCUUUGGCAUCUUGCCGUCCACAACCGUGGGCUUUGCAGGGGUCGAAAGCCUCACGGUAGUCACGGGGUUUGUCAAAGAUCCAGCCGUGGCCGUGCCCAAGGGAACCGUGGCGGCCGUGUGGACGCUGUUCGUGUCCAACGUAGCUAUGGUGCUCGUGCUGGCGUCGCUCCCCCCCGGCCUGGAAAUCAUCGCCACCGACGAGUUCUGCCUCAACCGCGGCUUGUACCUGGGCAUGGGCUUCACGUCUAGAGUUGCAGAAUGGAUCAUGAUUCCAGCGCAAAUCGGUACUGCCGUGGGGUUCUCGAUUCCGUACGCGAGACUGACGCAGGCGAUGGCCGACUCGAACCUUCUGCCGGCGUGGCUGGGGCUCCGGGGGCAGCAGACCACCCGCCGCGCCAUGAUCGUCGCGUCCGCCUUCGGGUACUGUCUCUGCUUCGUGUCGUUCUACAGCCCCAUGUUCAAAAUGACGCUGCAAAAUAUCUCGAUUGUUGCGGGGAUGAUGAGUUAUAUGGGCCAAACCAUGGGCUUUGUCAUGCUGCGCACGUCGUACAAUAUCGAGACCAAGGGAUACAAAAGUCCGUACGGGCUUGUGGGGGCGUACUAUGUGUUCCUUGUGUUCUUUUGCGUGAUCGUGUCGAUUGCGGGGGGGUUCCAAAUGGACAAGGGGAUUGCGAUUGUGUCGACGAUCGGGUUUAUCCUGAUCCUUACGGCGUACUACGUGCUUGUGUGCCAAAAGGUCCAGACCGUGUCCAAGGAAGAAUACCAAUCGAUUUUCAAGUUUAGCGUGAUGAAGUUCAACAAGAGUCGGAGCAAGAAGAGCAAGAAACGCACGUCCAACACAAGUCAAACGUCUCGUGCGUCAUUGGUCACCACCGCGCGCCUGCUCUUCCCCAAGAAAUCAAAAGUAGGCUCGUCAAUUAUGAGUGGGAAAUAGGUGUUUAUUCCACAAAAUAGUGUAAGGCUUAGAUUUAAUAUACUAUAAAGCGAAAGUUAGUUUCAUC